CUUUCACUUCCGUAUUGACAAUGAUGGCAGCUUUGAUUGUCAACUUGUUUGACAUUUGUGCUUCUGGUGAAAAAAAUUGUUGUUUUUGCAAAUUGUGCGUCGCUUCUAACUUUAUAAGUGCAUAAAAAAUCAAACAACAUUUUCACAAAACAGUAUGGUUGCCAUUCAGGGGCCGAACUAGUGUUUUUGUGUGUGUGGGAGUUCCAUAACCUCAAUCAUGAGUGGCUUCAACUACUCUGGUUUCCAAAUGAACCAAAAGCGGCAUAAUGCCGUGCCGCCGCCCCCCAUGAGUGGCGUAAGCAAGCAGGGCUAUUCCACUAUGAAUGCGAUAAGUCAGAAUGCCUUAUCUGCUGCUUGGGGCGGUAGCCGCAAACGGGCUGCCACCGAGGAUGAGUAUUUUGAGGACGAUGAGGAAGAAACUGUGCCAGAUCUCGCGUACAUACCUGCCCCCGGCAGCCCCACGCGUGUCGAAACCAAGAAACAAGAGGUGCCAAACGAUGAUGAUGAUCCUUUAGAUGCCUACAUGGCAGGGAUUGAAAAACAGAUGAAGUCGGAGAAACCGGGCAGUUCGUCGCAACCGACUGGGGUUAGGAACGAUUUGGAGGAGGAAGACGUUGAAGAAUCGUAUUAUAGGUAUAUGGAAGAGAAUCCGAACGCGGGGUUAGCCCCAGUUGAGGAAGAAUUAGACCUAGAAUAUGACGAAGACGGUAACCCUAUCCCCCCAGAUAAGAAAAAAAUAAUCGACCCUUUGCCCCCCAUCGACCACUCAACAAUCGAAUACAAACCCUUCGAGAAAAACUUCUACAACGAACACCCAGAAAUCGCGAGUUUAUCAAACAAACAAGUGGCCGAAUUGCGCAAAACUUUCGACAUCACCGUUUCAGGCACACACCCACCUAAACCCGUCUCGUCCUUUGCCCAUUUCAACUUUGACGAUAAACUCCUCAAAGCCAUAAUUAAAGCUGAGUACACCUCGCCCACUCCAAUUCAAGCACAAGCUGUUCCUUGUGCCCUUCAAGGGCGCGAUGUUUUGGGCAUCGCCCAGACUGGAAGCGGUAAAACCGCUGCUUUUUUAUGGCCACUGCUUAAACACGUGUCGACGCAGCCCCCAGUCACGGCAGGCGAAGGCCCAGCGGCUUUAAUACUCGCCCCCACACGAGAAUUGGCCAUUCAGAUAUACAACGAGGCGAAAAAAUUUGCCCGUGUUUACGAUUUGACGGUGGUUUGUGCGUAUGGAGGCGGGUCGAAGUGGGAGCAAAGUCUGGCGUUGAAAGAGGGGGCUGAUAUUGUUGUUGCCACUCCUGGGAGGAUUAUAGAUCAUGUGAAAGGGGGCGCUACGAACUUGCAAAGGGUGACGUUUUUGGUGCUGGAUGAAGCCGAUCGGAUGUUUGAACUGGGGUUUGAGCCACAGGUUAGGUCGGUUUGUAACCAUGUGAGACCUGAUCGGCAAACGUUGCUGUUUAGUGCGACGUUUCGGAAAAGGAUUGAGAAGUUGGCGAAGGAUGCGCUGAAUGAUCCUGUGAGGAUUUCACAAGGGAUUACAGGGCAGGCUAACGAGGAUGUGACUCAGAGGGUUCUUUUGAUGGAAAACCAACAGUUGAAGAGGGAUUGGUUGGUGAAUAAUUUGGUCGAGUUGUUAUCCGCUGGUUCGGUGUUGGUGUUUGUCACGAAGAAAGUUGAUGCCGAACAAUUGGCCAACGAUUUAAAAGUCAAAGAAUUCGAAUGUUUGUUACUCCACGGUGAUAUAGAGCAGGCCGAGCGUAACAAGGUUAUAACCGCAUUCAAGAAAAAAGAAUGUAGCUUAUUGGUGGCCACGGACGUUGCGGCCCGCGGUCUAGACAUCCCCCACAUCCGUACGGUGGUUAAUUACGACAUAGCACGUGAUAUUGACACGCACACGCACCGGAUUGGUCGAACGGGGCGUGCCGGCAAUCAAGGCACCGCCUACACGUUAAUCACGCCCAAAGAUAAGGAAUUUGUGGGCCAUAUUGUUAAAAACUUGGAAGCGGCGCAUCAAGACGUACCUCAGGAAGUGCUAGACUUGGCAUUGCAAAGUUCAUGGUACAGGAAACAGCGAUAUAAGAGUAAAGGUGGUAACCCGAACGUGGGCGGGGUUGGGCUGGGCUUCAAGGAGAAAGUGGGAGGGGCUUCGAAGACUUUCGUGGGGGAAUCACACAGCCAGUCUCGAGGGCCGGCCACUGAUCGCUUAUCGGCGAUGAAAGCGGCUUUCAAAGCCCAAUACAUGAAUCAGUUUACAGCAAGUUCUGACCCGGUUCCACAAGCUCCGCCCCCCGCCUCCACACGAAAGAAGAGUAGAUGGCAGUGAUUUUUUUCUAGAUUAAUGUUGUAGGUGUAAUUUUUAUGCAUGGACUUUUGAUUAAAGUUGUUAGUGUUAUUAAAGCGAUUUCAUCCAGAA
Tribolium castaneum (red flour beetle) is the source of this 2416-nucleotide messenger RNA. RefSeq lists its product as uncharacterized. The coding region runs from base 218 to 2326 and encodes 702 amino acids. The record is from RefSeq and is a predicted model, not a curated record. The transcript has 4 exons. Gene Ontology annotation, molecular function: RNA helicase activity; ATP binding; nucleic acid binding. NCBI's taxonomy places the organism in Eukaryota, Metazoa, Arthropoda, Insecta, Coleoptera, Tenebrionidae.